AAUUUAUUUGAAUUACAUUUGUUUUCUGUUGUAUCUAAAAUCGAAAGUACAUUUUCAGGCCCGUUCACGCAAAGAGUUUUGCUUACACUAGAGGAAAAGCGCCUCCCGUACGACUUGAAGUUGGUUAAUUUGAACAACAAACCCGAGUGGUUCUUGAGCAUUAGUCCAGAGGGUAAAGUUCCAAUAAUAAAGCUCGGUGAGAAGUGGAUUCCCGAUUCCGAUGUUAUUACACAGGCGCUCGAAGAAAAAUUCCCCGAGCCCUCUCUUGCCACGCCACCAGAGAAAGCUACAGUCGGUUCGAAGAUCUUCUCCACGUUUAUCGGAUUUCUUAAAAGCAAAGACUCCAGCGACGGAACAGAGCAGGCAUUACUAAACGAGCUCACUGCCUUCAACGAUUAUCUCCAAGAAAAUGGCCCGUUUAUUAAUGGGGAAUUGAUAUCCGCAGCAGAUUUGUCGCUUGCACCGAAGCUCUACCAUCUAGAAAUUGCUUUAGGACACUAUAAAAAGUGGUCUAUCCCAGAUUCACUUACAUAUGUGAAUUCAUACAUGAAGACUAUAUUCUCGAAAGAUUCUUUCGUCAAUACUCGAGCUGAACCAAAAGAUGUGAUUGAGGGCUGGCGACCAAAAGUCGAAGGUUGAUUUAUUUUGUCUUCAGGUUGUACCCUAAUGUUGUUACACCGCGAGUUAGGCUGUCACUUUGUUAUGUAAUAUUGUAAUUUCUAGAGUUCAUGGUUUGAAGCAUGCUUAGAUUCCCCACCAUACGGGUGUCGAUGCAGGAAUUUUGAUGUGCAUUGCUCGUUGAUAUUAGUAUAUUUGAUGUACAAAAAAUCAUUAAAUUUACCAUUUGAAGAUUUCUUCGUUUUUUUC
Erythranthe guttata (spotted monkey flower) is the source of this 867-nucleotide messenger RNA. Lineage: Eukaryota; Viridiplantae; Streptophyta; Magnoliopsida; Lamiales; Phrymaceae. The record is from RefSeq and is a predicted model, not a curated record.